Molecule: messenger RNA, 790 nt
Organism: Lepidothrix coronata (blue-crowned manakin)
Lineage: Eukaryota; Metazoa; Chordata; Aves; Passeriformes; Pipridae
Gene: ASCL4
Product: achaete-scute family bHLH transcription factor 4
Exons: 1
Coding region: 224-790 (188 amino acids)
Biological process (GO): developmental process; regulation of transcription by RNA polymerase II
Molecular function (GO): RNA polymerase II transcription regulatory region sequence-specific DNA binding; protein dimerization activity; DNA-binding transcription factor activity, RNA polymerase II-specific
Source: RefSeq, a predicted model, not a curated record
AUUAGCUGGCAUCCUACAUGUAUAAAAACAACAGGGCUUAGAGCUGAUUUCCAGGCACAGAGUGGACCUCAUGAGUUGUUAGCUGUGCUUUGAGAUCUGAGUUUUAAUACAACACAGGAAGAAACUGCAGCCUGCAGGGCACAGUACCUAUACAAAUGUUGGAUUAGUACACUGGAAGCCAAAUUCGGGAACUAACAUUCCACUGGUGAGAAAAAAAAGAAGCAUGGACAACAGUAAAGAUGAUGACAGACUACUGAACAGGAUUGCAUUUCCAGGAGCUAUGUCUCUGGCUAACGGCUAUGUGCAUUCCCACGGGAUAUCCCUGAGAGAGCCCUUUGGGGUUCCUUUCCAUCUGGACCCAUCUUACUGGGAGCAAGCCUAUAGUGGGCACACAGGUCGUGUCUCCUACAUCCCAUUCCCUGGCUACAUGGGCAUCUAUGACUAUUCCUUUGAGCCUGCCUUCAUUCGAAAGAGGAACGAGAGGGAAAGGCAGCGGGUGCGCUGCGUGAACGAGGGAUACACACGCCUGAGAGAGCACCUGCCCAAGGAAUUCACUGACAAGCGCCUCAGCAAAGUGGAGACCCUGAGAGCUGCAAUAAGCUACAUCAAACACCUGCAGAGCUUGCUGGACUGCCAUUCCUUAGGCUCUAACAGCAAGGAAACGCUCUCUGCCAAGGAGCUCCCAGAAGUUCCCAGUCCUGGUCCCCCACGGGAGUGCAACAGUGAUGGAGAGUCUAAAACUUCUUCAGCUUCAUCUCCCUACAGUGAAUUUGAGGAGACGGGCAGCUAG